Molecule: messenger RNA, 375 nt
Organism: Meloidogyne enterolobii
Lineage: Eukaryota; Metazoa; Nematoda; Chromadorea; Rhabditida; Meloidogynidae
Source: the annotation of a GenBank genome assembly
AUGGAACAACUUAGGAAUUUCAAGCCUUUUGAUUUACAUGAAAAAUUACGUUUGAGCGAUAAUGAUUUCGAUGCAUGGCUCGGUGAGCUUGGACUUCUCCAUGGAAAAGGAACCUGCCAUAAAUGUGGAGGUCGAACGACACUCAGCGUUAAUAAAGAUGAAAGAUAUGAUGUUGGCGGUGUACAACCAAAAAUUGUAGAAAAAAAUAAGGAAAAAAUGGGGGAGGAAAAACGGGAAAUAAAAUAUAAAAAAUAAUCCUUUUUGCAGGCAAAAAUUAGAAAGGCAAAUUGGAUGGAAAAAAGGAAAAAGUCUGACCAUUUUUAAAAAAUAUAGGGUGAAAAAUAGGGAAGAAAAAAGGGGGUCUGUCACGUUCAA